GCACCGUUCAGUUGGUUUGCCAACCGCCAAUAAAAUUUAAAGAAGAAGAAGAAGGUGUAAAACACGAGGGCUAGAGUGCUAAUCUCGAGCAUUUUCAGCCGUCAUGGGAAAACAGAAGAAACAGAAAAAAUAUGCUACCAUGAAAAGAAUGAUCAGUUUAAAGGAUCAGAGGAUAAAAGAACAGGACAGGGCAAAAACACAAAAGAAGAAGAAAGAAGAUCCCUCAGUCAUUAAAGAACAAGAAGUAGCAAAAUACCCAUCUUGUAUGUUCUUUCAAUACAACACCCAGCUUGGACCUCCAUAUUACAUCCUUGUUGAUACCAACUUUAUCAACUUUUCUAUUAAGGCCAAAUUAGAUGUUGUCCAGUCAAUGAUGGACUGCCUCUAUGCUAAAUGUGUUCCUUGCAUAACGGACUGUGUGAUGGCUGAGCUUGAGAAAUUAGGGAUGAAGUUUCGAGUGGCUUUGCGGAUUGCAAAAGAUUCCCGCUUUGAUCGAUUACCUUGCUCACACAAAGGAACGUAUGCUGAUGACUGCUUGGUGCAAAGAGUAACGCAGCACAAAUGUUACAUUGUGGCCACGGUGGACAGGGACCUAAAAAGGAGGAUUCGGAAGAUCCCAGGAGUCCCCAUCAUGUACAUCUCCAAUCACAGGUAUAACAUUGAGAGGAUGCCAGAUGAUUAUGGCGCACCACGGAUGUAGAUGUUUGUUUGUUUGUUUUUCUUUCUUUUUUUGUAAGAAUUUGUUUGGUGGAUAAGUGGGGGACCUUCUACAUUUAAAAGAUUUCCCCUGUGAAUUAUGUUCAGAACUCAGUACAAUAAAGUUUUGGGCAUUCAGAGUACAUCAGAGGAAAUUAAAAGGUGGAGAAAAUAUAGGAGGAAAAUGCAACCAAUGAAAAUGACUAACCCAAACCUAAUGACUAGUCCAAAUCUAGUGGCUGUUGUGGGAAACUUCGGUGAUCUAGGAUAUCCUCUUCUUGAUAUUAAUGUGUUAUUGAUUUAAAUUAUUUGGUGUCUCCCAUCAAUGAUAUUGAUUUAAUCAAACAUAUUAAAUUGGCCUAGUAGUCUUUAACUAUUGCAAUAUGUUAACAGCUCACCAAUGCAGUUUUAAAUAAUAAUGAACCUUUCCCCUGAAGCCACUCCCUGGCACUCUUUUAUGUUCAGAGAAUCUUAAGAUUUUUUAUUUUUUUAUUUUUUUUUUUUGUGUCUUCAUCUUAACAAUGACAUCUCUGUCAGUUGUUUACACAUCUGGUUGUAUCCCUUCUGCUUGGAGGCUGUCAUAAAUAAAAAUCACCAUAGAUAAAUUUA
This is a messenger RNA of Sinocyclocheilus anshuiensis, 1305 nucleotides long. RefSeq names its product FCF1 rRNA-processing protein (gene fcf1). Gene Ontology annotation, cellular component: small-subunit processome. The coding region runs from base 104 to 700 and encodes 198 amino acids. The transcript is spliced from 8 exons. NCBI's taxonomy places the organism in Eukaryota, Metazoa, Chordata, Actinopteri, Cypriniformes, Cyprinidae. The record is from RefSeq and is a predicted model, not a curated record.